Molecule: messenger RNA, 700 nt
Organism: Eruca vesicaria subsp. sativa (arugula)
Lineage: Eukaryota; Viridiplantae; Streptophyta; Magnoliopsida; Brassicales; Brassicaceae
Source: the annotation of a GenBank genome assembly
AUGGCUUCAGGAUUCAGCGGCGAUGAAACUGCUCCUUUCUUCGGCUUCCUCGGCGCUGCCGCCGCUCUCGUCUUCUCCUGUAUGGGAGCAGCGUACGGGACAGCAAAGAGUGGGGUCGGCGUGGCGUCGAUGGGUGUGAUGAGACCAGAGCUUGUAAUGAAAUCGAUAGUUCCUGUUGUUAUGGCUGGUGUGUUAGGUAUUUACGGUUUGAUCAUAGCUGUCAUCAUCAGUACUGGAAUCAACCCUAAGGCAAAAUCUUACUAUCUAUUCGACGGUUAUGCUCAUCUCUCUUCCGGUUUAGCUUGUGGUCUCGCUGGUCUCUCCGCUGGUAUGGCUAUCGGAAUCGUCGGUGAUGCAGGUGUCAGAGCGAAUGCACAGCAACCAAAGUUGUUUGUGGGAAUGAUUCUGAUUCUCAUUUUUGCUGAAGCGCUUGCGUUAUAUGGUCUUAUUGUUGGUAUCAUUCUCUCUUCUCGUGCUGGUCAGUCUAGAGCUGAGUGAUCUCUGAAAGUCUUUUUUUUUUUUGAUAAAGCCUUGUAAUGUUUUUUUGAUAUAUUUCAUUGUGAGUUUUUGAGUUUCUUAUGAAAAAACAAGCAAAAGUCAUUUGAAUUUGGUUCUAAUUGUGUUUUUUUUUAAAUAAAAAUAUUUGCGCACUAUACAAGUAAUCAAUAUAUCAGUAAGUAAUGAAAUAAGAGGAUUCGGU